AUGAGGGAAGGAGACAGAGGAGAGCGGAGCCCCUUGCUGGGGAGAAGACCCCUCAAGGGGCGCAGGGCAGCAUGGGCAGCCGUGCUGGUGGUGGAGGGUCUGGAGCGAGCAGCGUUCUUCAGCAUCACGUCCAACCUGGUGGUCUACCUCAGCAGUGAUGCCUUUGGCUGGAGGAGAACCCAGGCGUCCUGCACCCAUCUGCUCUUCCUGGGGGCUUCCUACCUUCUCUCACCCAUCGGUGGCUGGAUGGCUGAUGUCUACCUGGGCUGCUAUGGCACGGUGGCCUUCAGCUUCUUGUACCUGCGGGUGGCAUGUCUGCUGCCUCUCACCGCAACGCUGGACGGGCGCAUCUCGGUGUGCGGCCAGCUGCCUGCUGACACCAUCCAAAACUGCUCUUGGCACGGUGGUGGGACAUGCCAGGGACAACCCUCUGAGCAGUACUGUGCCCCCACUAUCUACACCAGCCUCCUGCUCUUGGCGUUGGGCGUCAGCUCCAUCAGAGUGGGAGACCGGGGCGGUGAUGCCACGCGGCGCUUCUUCAACUGGUUCUACUGGAGCAUCAACAUUGGGGCCACCUUCUCCCUGCUUCUGGUGGCCUUUGUUCAGCAGAACAUCAGCUUCCUGGCUGCCUACCUCAUCCCUGUCGCUUAUCUGGCCUUGGCUCUCCUCAUCUUCCUCCUAGCCACCCCCACCUUCGUCACCAAGCCCCCCACAGGCAGCCAGGUCUCUGCCAUCAUCAAGCUGGCCUUGCAGAGCUGCGGCUGCACCUGGCUGGGGGGCAGCAGGGACAGCACUCACUGGUGGGAAGCUGAGGACCCUCUCCUCAAUAGCAGAUCCCAACCAGGAGCCCCUUCACCCGAGGAAGAUCUUGCCAACUUCCAGGUGCUGGCCCGGAUCCUGCCCGUGAUGCUGACCUUCAUCCCUCAAUGGAUGGUCUACUUCCAGAUGCAGUCGCUGUAUCACCUGCAAGCUCUACACCUCCACAUCCCCAACAUCUUCCAGGACCACACCAGCACCCUCCAGGGCUACACGUUCCCAGAUGUUUGGCUGUUCCUGGCCAACGUGUUGGUCUUGCUGGUCUUGGUGCCCCUGAAGGACCAUGUCAUCGACCCCUUCUUGGCCAGGCAGAAGCUCCUGCCCUCCACCCUCAAGCAGAUGACCCUGGGCACGUUCUUCAGCCUCACCUCCAUCCUUGCAGCAGGCAUCCUGGAGCGGGAACGGCUGCAGUAUGUGCGCCACAACCAGACGAUGCCACAGCUCAUGGGCAAGGACCACUACCUGGCUGCCACCCUGCCUGUCUGGUGGCAGGUCCCCCAGUACCUGCUCAUGGGCAUCAGCCAGCUCUUCACCAGCAUCUCCAGCUUGGAGUUUGCCUACACUGAGGCUCCUGAGUCCAUGAAAGGAGCCACCAUGGGUGUCCUGUUCUUCACCUCUGGGGUGGGAUCGCUGCUGGGGUCAGGGCUGACCCUCCUCUUGCUCCCAGAGGACUAUGGGAACGUCAACAGCUGCCCCAUGGAUCAUUGCCCCAUGGAUCACUACUUCAUCCUGCUGGUGGGGAUCCAGUCCAUCACCUGCUUGAUCUUCACCUGGAUCUCCAGGCGCUACCAGCGGUGCCAGGUAGAGCCAGACUCUGCCAGCAGCACCACAAGG
Messenger RNA from Antrostomus carolinensis (chuck-will's-widow), 1650 nucleotides. RefSeq names its product solute carrier family 15 member 3 (gene SLC15A3). Gene Ontology annotation, cellular component: membrane. Gene Ontology annotation, biological process: transmembrane transport. The transcript is spliced from 9 exons. The record is from RefSeq and is a predicted model, not a curated record. NCBI's taxonomy places the organism in Eukaryota, Metazoa, Chordata, Aves, Caprimulgiformes, Caprimulgidae. The annotation marks the transcript as partial. Gene Ontology annotation, molecular function: transmembrane transporter activity.